This is a messenger RNA of Mollisia scopiformis, 1832 nucleotides long. Its product is annotated as MFS general substrate transporter. The transcript is spliced from 9 exons. Gene Ontology annotation, biological process: transmembrane transport. Gene Ontology annotation, molecular function: transmembrane transporter activity. Gene Ontology annotation, cellular component: membrane. The record is from RefSeq and is a predicted model, not a curated record. Lineage: Eukaryota; Fungi; Ascomycota; Leotiomycetes; Helotiales; Mollisiaceae. Bases 243 to 1577 code for a protein of 444 amino acids.
CUUGUCUUUGGCCUCGAUUCCACGAACCAAAUCCCCGUGGGGAAGCAGCACGCGUCCCGCACUCGAAUAGUGGGGUAAGAUCCAAGACAAUUCUUUAUGCAUAUCAAGGCUCUGUCUCAUCUACUUCUCAAAAGAUCUUCACAUCUAGUCGCUACUCACAUAUUUUCAUCUCUUCUUGGCAUUCAUGUGUACACUUUACUUCACUUCAUAAUAAUAACUCCGGGAUGCUGAAUGAUUCGACAAUGGCAUCACGAACGAGUCUCGAGAAACCUUUAGGUGACAUUGAGCUUGUUGAAGAUGCACCACAGCCGAGUAUGAGACAAUUCUAUGCACCGCAAUCCAUUGAAGAACAAGCACUCGACAGGUCAAUCAAUCUCAAACUGGAUUGCAUCAUCCUGCCCGUUCUUGCUCUCAACUUUAUGUUGUGUGGCAUCGACAAGACAAACAUCGGAAAUGCUGCUACGACAACUUUCGCCAAAGAUGCUCAUCUCAAACCAAACGAUAUCUCAAACGCAGUAUCUCUUCUCUCUGUAACCUUCGUCACUCUCCAACCACUCUCGACAAUCAUCGGUCGCCGCAUCGGAGUCAAGUACUGGAUCUCCAUCAUGAUGCUCGCUUGGGGAAGUAUCUGUAUGGGACAUGCUGGGAUUAAAAAUAGUGGUACUCUCAUUGCGUUGAGGUUGUUGCUUGGUGUGGCUGAGGCGGGGUUUGUACCUAGUGUCUUUUUCUACCUCUCCACGUGGUACCCGAAAUACCAUCUCGCAUUUCGACUUGGGCUGUUUGCUGGAAUGUAUUCCAUUGCUGGAGCUUUUUCGGGACUUAUUGCUUAUGGCGUCUUCCAGAUCAAACACUCUAAGUUCAAAGGAUGGCAAUUGCUCUUCUUGAUUGAAGGCGGUUGUACUCUUGGCAUGGCAAUACUUUCGUUCUUCAUGCUUCCAGCCAAUCAAAAGUCCGCUUGGUUUUUAUCAAAAGCCGAACGAGCACAUGCCAUUCAUCGGAUGGAUGUCGAUGUGAUGAAAGUCUAUGAGGUAGAUGCCGAAGGCAACCAGAUCAAAGCAACUCGAAUGGUCAGCAUGCGCGAUAUCAAAGAUGUCGUCCUCGACUGGAAGAAGUUGUUGACUGUCGUGUUCAACAUCCUUGCUACCCUGCCAGUCAGCGCUUUUGGGACUUUCCUUCCCCUUGUUGUCAAGGGUAUGGGCUACUCCGGAGUGAAAGCAAAUUUAAUGAGCGUGUCACCUUUCGUGGUUGGAGCGUUCGGACUCUUCGCUUUCGUCUACUCGUCCGAUCAUUUUCACGAACGCUCGCUCCAUACCAUCUGUUCCAUGUUCCUCGCCCUAAUCGGGCUAAUCGUGAUGUUCACCUCUACCGACCCCUCCCUCCGCUACGGAUUCACCCAUAUCUGCCUCGCAGGUGCUUUCUCAGCCGGUCCCUCAUCGUCACCUGGCUCGCGAAUAACACGCUUCUCCUCGGUCCCAGAAGUGUUAUCAUUGGUAUCAAUGGAUAUAGUAACAUCGCAGGGGUUAUUGCAGGACAAUUAUUUAAAGCGGAAUAUGCGCCGAGUUAUGGGUACCCGUUGAAGGUUACGAUGAUUUUGAUGGCGGUGGGGAUGUUGGGGUUUGCGGGUGUGAGGGGGGCUUAUAUGUGGGAGAAUGCGAGGAGGAAGGAGAGGAUUGCGACUUGGAGUGAGGAGGAGGUUAGGGCUGAGGAGAGGGGUGAGAAUGGAAGAAGGGGCGAUCAGAGGUGGACUUUUGUUUAUAGCUAUUGAGGUUGAGUUUGUCCCUACAUGUUCAUGACAAAUGUCCUUUCUCUCUCUCAAGACCUCAAAAUCAAAG